Molecule: messenger RNA, 2037 nt
Organism: Alosa sapidissima (American shad)
Lineage: Eukaryota; Metazoa; Chordata; Actinopteri; Clupeiformes; Clupeidae
Product: RNA/RNP complex-1-interacting phosphatase-like
Exons: 10
Coding region: 267-1325 (352 amino acids)
Biological process (GO): protein dephosphorylation
Molecular function (GO): polynucleotide 5'-phosphatase activity; protein tyrosine/serine/threonine phosphatase activity
Source: RefSeq, a predicted model, not a curated record
AGGGGGCAGUAAUAGCUAAUGUGACGCGUGCAUCGUGUUGCCGAACGUGUUACAGAACCACCAGAAGCUAGCUGUAUUCAGUAGGCUAUGCGUGGGAUUCAUCCAUUACUCGUCUUUAGUCGUACAGUGACUUGUAGGAAUUUUGUAAAAGCAUUCCAGUUGUGUUAUCGUACAUCUUUUCAGAGGGAUAUUCAUACCACGCGACAGUUCUUUAGCUAAUGUUGGCUUACUGAGGGCCCUGUGAUCAAAUUACAGAUGCAAAAAGAAUGUCUCACUCUCAACACAAGAAGAAUGGUAUCCCUGAUAGGUGGACCGAUUACAAGGCUGUGGGUAAAAGGAUACCUGGAACGCGCUUCGUUGCUUUUAAGGUCCCUUUGAAACAGUCCCUUUUAAGUCGCUUGACCGCCUCCGAGGCAUUUGGUCCAAAUGAUCUUGUACAUGUGUUGGAGGAGGAGAAGCAACAGCUGGGACUCAUCAUUGAUCUCACUUUCACAACACGCUACUACAAGCCACAGGAUUUGCCUGAUUCUGUGUACUAUGUGAAGAUCUUCACUGCUGGACAUGAGGUUCCAAGUGAUCCGACCAUCCUCAGUUUCAAGAGGGCAGUUAGAAAAUUUUUACUUGACAACGAAGAUAACGAUAAGCUGAUUGGUGUCCAUUGUACCCAUGGGCUGAAUCGUACAGGUUACCUUGUGUGCAGGUACCUAAUUGAUGUAGAUGGAAUUGAACCAAAGAAAGCCAUAGAAUUAUUUAACACAUCAAGAGGACACAACAUAGAGAGACAAAACUACAUUGAUGACCUGCAGCAAGGGCCUAAGAGGAGUAAUGAAGGUAUGGAGGAACCAGAUCAAGAGCCUGCCCAAGGUUAUGCCAACCAGAGACAUCCCAAUGCCCCCUUCGCCCAGACCCAGGUCUCUAAACACCACCCACCCUUCAGGAACCAGAGACCACGGCAGAGGGACUGUGAUGUGCCAUAUGAAGAUAGUUUUAGACCUCCUCAUGCCUGGGGGAUGAACCAUGGGUUUAAUGGCGGUCCAGGCCUCCUGCCCCCUCCUCCUGGGUUCUACCCUGGGCCUGGCCUCUUCCCUGACCCUCCUCCAUUCAUGAGGCUGCCCCAAAGGCAUCAUCCCUCGGACAGGGACAGGAGGGGACCCCCUCACCCCUGCGCUCCUCCCUACCCGAUACUACCGCGCUACAGGUUUAGCGGACCACAGGAGGGUUCCCCAGGCUCCCAGCAGCACCUGCCACAGGGGCACCAGCGGAAGUCACGGGACCGGGACCGGCCCCGACCACACAAGCACGGACAACGGGACCGUUGGACUUGACCGCGGCAAGAAGAAACAAAGCUGUGCUGUUUCUAUGUGUACCAAAGCUGCCGAUUGAACACUGCGACAAAUACGUGGUAGUCAAAUUCUGUGAGAAUGUUUACAAAAAAAUUACAUAUAACUUAUGCAUUCUCUGAACACUAUGGCUGGCUUAAUUAUGGAGAUUGUGUUGUCUUACUGGAAUAGGAAUGUAGGAAAACAACUGGCUAUUGCUGCUAUGGGCUGUCAUUUAUUUGGUUGAACAACCGAGGAGAAUCCUGUUUCUCUAUGGAUUUUACAUAAUAUUUAUUAGCAUCAUUUAACUCCAGGCUGUUUUAAGGCAUGACUGGAUUCGACCAUUUGGCCUUGGUUUCUGUUAUAAUCAAACUUUUUAAUCUGGUUUUAAGCUAUGGGCUACGACUUAAGUGAUUUCGCCUUCCUAGACCAUGGGCAAGCAAGCAGCUUGUAGCUAUAUGGAUAGACUUUAUCCUAAAUACAUUUUCCUGAGAGUUUUAGCCUUUCCAGGAGCAAUGUAAGUGAUCUUCGUCUCAAGUGCCUUUUUUAUUUUUUAUUUUUAUUUUAUGUAAUUUUUAAAUUUCCUGUUGGUCCAAGGAAAGUCAUCUUGGGUCAAUGUUGGUAAUUCAGUUUCCAUUCAAUGCUCUACAGAGGGUCACAAUGAUUUGUACUAUUUACAGUAGGUUUAAACAUCAUGUAUUAAAAAAAAGAAAAUGCU